UGAUUUCCAAUUUUUAGAUUUACAUGAUUUAAAUGAUAAUGAUAAGAAUCAUUUAAUAAACAUUUUAAAAUCUAAUGUUACUAAUAAUACCUUAAAAUUACCAUGGGAUACAGUUGAAGCUAAUAAUGAUGCUAAUGCUUCCAUAACAGAAAUUCCACAACUGCAUAAUCAAUGGUAUCAUAAUGUGCCACCACCACCCUCAUAUGCACAGCAAAUAGUAUGUAGCGAUUGGCAAGGACCAGCAAUGUAUCCUGUUCCAACAGAUGCUCACAUACAACCAUUUAUGCCUGCAAUGACUUAUUCUCAUCCUGGAUAUAAUCUUGGAGGUGAGAUUCAUGAUGUUAACUGUAAUAGAGAAACUAAUAGAAGAAAUAAUAGAGGGAGAGGAAUAAAAAGAGAUAAUUUUAAUCGUGGAAUAAGUACUGCAAAUGAAAUGCAACCAGGAUAUAUGGGAGAACAAGGACAAUUUCAUCCUCCUUUAUCUUUUGUUGUUAUGUAUCCAGAUCAAACACAACAACAACAAUUCUCCGGUCAUGUUCAUUAUCCUCCAUUAGCUAUAUAUCAGCCAAAUAUUCAUACACAUACAAGCACACAUCCUCAUACCCAACCUACUUAUGGAUAUUCUCCAUAUCAUCAUCCUUCAGGAAAUAUAAGAUGUGUUCGACAAGCAGCACCUAUACUUUCUCAAUCUACUCAAGAAUGUACAAAAAUACAAACUACAAAAUCUCAUGAGAAACGAAUACAAAAUGUUUAUACACCUGUCAAACAACCUUUUCAUCAAAUAAAUGAAGAAGAUAAUUCUUCGCAGACCAAUAUAGUUACUACAGUAAUAACUGUAAAUAAUAGUAAAGUAGAACAAUGUACUAAUAAUGUGGAUGAAAAUAUUAUCAAUAGAAAAAAUUCAGCCACAAAUGGGAAAGUACCUCCUGUUAAUGUUAAAAUAGAGCAUAAUAUUGUAUCGACUGUAAAUGAAAAGUGUAAUGGAACUGAGAAAAAUGAUGUACCAUGCGUAAAUAUUAAUAGUAGUAUUGAAGUGAAACAAAAUGGAGAAACCAAUAAAGAAUACAAAAAUGAAACUGUUUCUAGUAUUAAAACUACUGUUGUUAAAACAUUAUCAAAACCAAUUUCUAAAAAUGAAAAUGAAAUAUAUAAAGAAGAUUCUAAAAAAUGUAUUCAAGAUGAAAUUGUCAUUAAAACACCAAGUAAUUCAUCUAAUGCAAUAAGCACUCCUGCUACAUCAUUACCAACUUUAUCUAGUGUAUCUUGGGCUAGUAUUUUAAAAAAAGGAAGCGCAGAAGCACAAUCAAAUCCAUUAAAUUACAAACCAACAGCACGCAUUAAUCCUCUAUUGAUUACAGAAAACAAUACAACACCAAAAAUUAUACAAUCAAUAGAGAAAGAUCAAUCUAGCACAACAGUAUUUAUAAAUGAAAAUAUAUCAUCCAAUUUACAAAAUAUUGAAAAUGAAAAUAAAAAGUCACAAGCAGAAUCCUUACAAAAUCAUUACAAUGAUCCUAUUGCUUUUCGAAUGGGUGAAUUUUUACUAAAUUAUCAAAUGGAUAAACAAACUGUUAGUUUAUUACCUAGAGGAUUAACAAAUCGUAGUAAUUAUUGUUAUAUUAAUAGUAUAUUGCAAGCUUUGCUUGCUUGUCCACCUUUUUACAAUCUUUUAAUGGCUCUACCACAUUCUAAAAAUCCUAGUAAAAUGUCUUCCACUCCACUUAUUGAUAACAUGAUCAAGUUUGUACAUGAAUUUACACCUUUGUCAGAUGGUGCACGAUUAGCUAGAAAAGAUAGAGCAAAUAAACGAGGAGAAGAUACAAUAGUAGAUAUACAAAGUGGAGUGGCUUUUGAACCUUUUUAUGUAUAUACAAUGCUAAAAAAUACAUCAGCUGCAGGUGUGUUUUCAGUAGAAGGACGACAAGAAGAUGCUGAAGAAUUCCUUUCGUGCCUUCUGAACGGUAUCAAUGACGAAAUGCUUGAACUUAUUAAAUUAGUAAAUAAUGACCAAAAUAUAACAAGUAAUAUUGAAAGUAAUAUAAAUUAUAAUAACGGAGAAGAAGAAUGGAAGGUUAUGGGUCCAAAAAAUAAAGGAUCUAUUACACGGUGUACUGAAUUUGGAAGAACACCAUUGUCAGAUAUAUUUCGUGGACAAUUGAGAUCUAGAGUAUCGAGGGCAGGAGAACAACCAACAGAUAACGUCCAACCUUUUUUUACAUUACAGCUUGAUAUUGAAAAAGCAGAAUCUGUUAAAGGUGCACUAGAAAUUCUUGUUGGAAAAGAUCAAUUAGAAGGAAUGACAUGUAGUAAAACAAAACAACAAAUAGAAGCUUGGAAACAAGUUACUUUAGAAGAAUUACCUGUCAUUCUCAUAUUACAUUUGAAAUGGUUUGAUUACAAACUCGAUGGUUGCUCAAAAAUUGUGAAAAGUGUAGAAUUUCCAAUUGAUUUAAAAUUGGAUAGCAAAUUCCUGUCACCAAAUGCUAUAAAAAAAUUAAAUCCCAAGCAAAAACAUUAUAAAUUAUUUGCAGUUACCUAUCAUGAUGGAAAAGAGGCAACAAAAGGUCAUUAUGUUACAGAUGCUUUUCAUGUUGGAUAUGGUGGUUGGGUCAGGUAUGAUGAUAGUUCAUUAAAAGGUAUUUCUGAAAAUAAUGUAUUAAAACCUACACCUCCGAGAGUUCCAUAUUUAUUAUAUUAUCGACGAUGUGACACUAUUGGAAAUAAUCAAUCAAAUAGUGGUAAAAUACGUUAAAAUCAAAAAAAUUAAUUAUGAAUAUAAAUAAAUUUAUAUUCUAAGCCUAAAGAGGCAACUUACGAAAAUAGAUUUUAUAGAUUCGUGGUUCUUGUUGAUAUUUGUAUCUAAGUACAGAGAAUGUUUCUCAAUCAAUAUCAAGAAAAAAUAGAAAAAUAUUUCUUUUUAAUAUGCUUGUACUUUCAUGAAACAUUUGUACUAAGAUUGUUGUUAUGAGAUUUAUGCAUAGUUUUCUUAAUACGCGAAAUAAAUAAUAGUUAAAGUUGAAGUUAAAGAAGAGUUUUGAUUUUGGUAUUCAUAGUUCUAUCAAAGUUAAUAAGUGCUUACACAUUACAUUUUAUCAAAAUAUUAAAUGUCACAAUCUCUUGUACAUAUCUUUCUUAUUCUAUUAUGAAUCUGUAAUGUAUAAAUCAUAUACAUAAUAAUCUUGUAGGAAAGAGAACAAAAAUAGUGAAAGGUUUUUCUACUUUAAUGACAAAAUUUCUAUGAAAUGCAAAUUUUAUAUAUCUAGAAAAAGAUACAUCUUAUGCCUUAAGUUAUUUUUGUAUAUAACCUUCCUAUGCUCAUAUUCCAACUACCAAUUAUUUGUUAUUUUAGCAUAUAUAACUUAAUUAGCUAUUUUUUAAUCAAAAAAAUAUAAUAAAAAAAUUCUAUAUGUAUAUAUAUAGAAUUUUUACAUAUAUAUGUAUAAAGUAUCAAUCUUAUAUUGGAAAAAAAUAAAAAUAUUCUUAAACCAAAGAAAUAAUUGGUAAGAUGGAAUACGAAUGUUAU
Apis florea (little honeybee) is the source of this 3523-nucleotide messenger RNA. It is a transcript of the gene Usp10, whose product is annotated as ubiquitin specific protease 10. Gene Ontology annotation, biological process: DNA damage response, signal transduction by p53 class mediator; regulation of autophagy; protein deubiquitination. NCBI's taxonomy places the organism in Eukaryota, Metazoa, Arthropoda, Insecta, Hymenoptera, Apidae. The record is from RefSeq and is a predicted model, not a curated record. Gene Ontology annotation, molecular function: cysteine-type deubiquitinase activity. Gene Ontology annotation, cellular component: cytosol; nucleus.